UGAAGCAGGUAGGCUGAACCUAUUACACGCGUUCUGAUUGGUCAGAGCAACCGCUCAUCAUUUUUACAAGAUACAAAUUUUCAAGUUUAUGAACUUUACUAAUUACUAGUUUUAACGUAUUUACGUUAUAAUUUAAACUCUAAAGCAUUUAUAUAAAUAUAUGUAUUUAUAUAUUUCUGCAUGUAUAACCCUUGUGUACACUUGUGUUGGGUGGCCAUACUGUAGAAUUCCAUAGAACAAUAUUUCAGAAUUCUUGGUGUUCGAAUCAGAAUACAGAACGUUGUCAGUUGCCAUGCCGACCAUAAACCUUAAACAACAAUAAAACACAGAAAGAUCGCAGCAAAGACAGAGGGAAAAUGAUGAGAAAUAUAUUGCAGUAAAGACACAGAAGUGAGCAUUUCUGCUUUAUUUUUUGACCAAAAGAAAGAGAGACACAACAAAGCUCAUGGAUAUCUUUGUGGAUGCCACUGAGAUGCUGGCCAGUCAGAUUCUGAUUGACAUAUACACCCGAUGUGGAAAGAGUCAAGAGAAGUCCCAGGUCUUCAAAGCAGAGGUACUCGAUGCCAUUGCUGAAGUUGAGGAAGAAGCUGAGGCGUACAUUGGGGCUAUAGCUGAAGUCAAAGCCGAAGCAGAGGAAGAAGUUAAUUCAGAAUCUGAGGCAGAGGUUGAGGCAGAAGCUGAGGCUGAAAUUGAGGCUGUAACUGAAAUGGAAACAGAAGAGUCUGAAGUUAAGGCAGAAGCUGAGUCUGAGGCAGAAUUUGAGGCAGCAGUUGAGGUGGAAGUUGAGGUGGAAGCUGAGGGGGAAAUUCAGAAUGAAGCUGUAACUGAAGCAGAAGCUGAAGUUAAAGCCAAGGCUGAUGAGGAAGUUGAAGCUGAAGCUGAACCUGACUCUGAAUCUCAACCUGAAGAAUGUAAGGCAAGGAAAAGGACCAGGAGAGGAAACCGAGGUCAAAAGAGAAAAAAAAGUACCAGCCUCAGUGGAAGCAGAGAUGAGAGUGCUGAGAUCAGCUCAAGCAACAGCACAAACACACACACACACACAAAGGCAAGGACACCUGGAUGAAACUGCAUGCUGAGGAAACAAAUCUAGCAGAGUCAGAGCAAUUUUGCAA
This is a messenger RNA of Tachysurus fulvidraco (yellow catfish), 1112 nucleotides long. Its product is annotated as cilia- and flagella-associated protein 91-like. The transcript has 5 exons. The record is from RefSeq and is a predicted model, not a curated record. Lineage: Eukaryota; Metazoa; Chordata; Actinopteri; Siluriformes; Bagridae. Bases 446 to 1063 code for a protein of 205 amino acids.